AUGAGACACCCCGCCCCCGCGACGGCCGUUGGGGCCCCGCCCCCGUGCUCGCGCAUGCGCUCCUGUCUUCCGGAGCAAACUGCCACAACAGACGCCGGGAGCAGUUGGAGGACGGCGGUCCACGUGCCCGAGAGCCCCGCCCCAGUGGGCGUGCGCAGGCGUGCAGGCGCGGGGCGCGCGGGCAUCUGUUCCAGAAGGUUUCUGCAGGAGAGGAGAGAAGUGAAGGGUCGGGCACGCUGCGGAACUUCUCAGGCGACGCUCCUCGCCGGGAACCUUCGUGACGCUCUCUUCUUAAAACCAGCUCUUCCCACGAUGCCUUUGGUGGCUAAUGGUGGCCGUGGACCCAGUGCCCCUGGGGCUUGCAACCUCACUGUCCAAGUCAGGUCACAAGGGAGUCCAGUGGAGGCCCCCCAGACUCAGACCUUUAUCGUUACUCAAGGCCCCCUCACAUGGAGUACUCCAGGGGCCCUCAGCGGGAGUGCUGCAUGUCCUGCAUCCGUAUUCUUAGCAACCCCUGUGAUGGAGACCAUUGUGACUGCUCCAGCUGUUGGAGUUACUCAGGCUGGCAAGGGAGGCUGGACCCCAGGCUUUCCUCCUCAAGCUCCACCACUAGCUGCCCAGCUGGCCCCUAUCAUUCGCCCAGUGAACUAUGGGCCUUGGCCACAUGGCACUUCCAGGCAGGGCAGCCUGGCCACCAACCAGUCCUAGGCCUCGCACGGUGACUGCUCUAACCCCCAGAGCGUGUACAGUAACUUCCGACGUUGGCAGUGCCUCAAACCACUGGCCUGGAGACACCUUCCCCAGAGUCCUGAUGCAGAAGCUCUUUCCUGCUUUCUCAUCCCAGUGCUUUGAUCCCUGGCCUGCUUGAAGCCCACCAUGACGCUGGAGGAGGCACUGUGCAGGGCUGUACAGGAAUGGCAGUGCAGAAGCAACUUUGACCGGAUGAUCUACUACGAGAUGGCGGAAAAGGUGGCCUGUGCCUCCGUCACCCCCCGGUUCAUGGAAUUUGAGGCCGAGGAUGAGAUGCAGAUUCAGAAGGGGCAGUGGAUGCAGUGUGCGCAGGACCUGCCUCCUCCAGCCCCACCGAAGCUGGAUCCUCGGGGGCCCCCAGCCCCGAAAGUGGGCCUUCAGCCAGGCACCCAGGUUCCCACUGGAGUUGAAGGCACAGCCUGUGUUCCCAGGAUGUCCAGCCCCAGGGCCCAGCCCUCCCGCCCAAAGCCACACAGGUCCCAGCGGCCCCCAGAGCCCAAGGCACCCAAGGAGAUUCCCCCUGAGGCUGUGAGGGAGUAUAUGGACAUCACAGAGGCGCUGGUGGGGCCCGUCCACUCAGCCACAGGCGAGUCAGAUGCAGAAGGUGUAGAGGACGGAAAUGAGCUGAAGCAGGAAGAGGAUGGCACCUACUCGGACCCGGGCCUCUUGAGCUACAUUGACAAGCUGUGUUCCCAGGAGGACUUUGUCACCAAGGUGGAGGCAGUCAUUCACCCUCGAUUCCUGGCAGAAUUGCUUUCCCCAGACCCACAGCUGGAUCUCUUGGACCUAGUGGAGGAGCUGGAGCAGGAGGAAGGGCUCACUCCCGAAGAACUGAUGCAGAAACAACUCCUGGCCUUGAAAGAGGAUGAGGGUGUGCGGGCAGCCCCGAGUCACAGUGCACCCGGAAUGGGCUCAAGUCCUUCUGAGUCCGACGCUGGCCAAGGUGCCCAGAGGCACGACCAAGACCCCCAUCUAGGGGUCAGUGAUGAAGCCUGCCCACCAGAGAUUGAUUCUGAGGCUCCUCAUAGGCUCAUCCAAAGAGACACUGGCCUGUGCAGGCCCAAAGAUUUUGUUUCCUCUCGAGGACGUCAGGAGGUCUCUCCAUCCCCUCCCCAGGGUCAAAGGCACGCUGGCCCUCUACGGGGACCCAGGGAUGCGUCUAUGCUCAGAGAGGCCUCUCCUGUUCGGGAGGCCCGAGGGCCCAGGGACGGGUCCGGUGAGGACGAGGAGGAGCUCCCCAGCCUGGCCUUCCUCUUCGGCUCUCUGCUGGUGGCCAGGCGACGGCGCUGGGAUGACCCUCCGCUCAUCCAGGGUUUCCUGUGUGGGUGGAGUGACCAGAGAGGAAAAGUCUUGGCCAUGGGGACAGGACUGUCUGCCUCGUCGUAG
Globicephala melas (long-finned pilot whale) is the source of this 2136-nucleotide messenger RNA. Its product is annotated as NUT family member 2D-like. Lineage: Eukaryota; Metazoa; Chordata; Mammalia; Artiodactyla; Delphinidae. The record is from RefSeq and is a predicted model, not a curated record.